CUCCUGAUAAGACUCCAUCCUCACCUCUGCCUCAGCCAGUCAGGGUGACUCCAUGCACCCUUUGGCAAGAUCUAGAUGAGGUGAAGGCGUCUGGCCGACUCAGCAGUUUGACAACCAGAGAGAUUCACCUUCAGGAGUCGAUGUUUGAGUUGAUCGGCUCUGAAGCAUCUUACCUACGGAGCCUCGGAGUUGCUGUCAGUCAUUUCUAUGCCUCCAAGGCACUGAAACGAACGCUCUCUCAAAUGGAGCAUCACAUUUUGUUUUCCAACAUUCUGCGUGUGAUGGCAGCCAGUGAAAAGUUUCUAAUGGCUCUAGAAAUGCGACUGGGAGAGAGUGUGUUCAUAUCUCACAUUGGAGAAGUUGUGCUCCAGCACUGCCCAGAGUUUCACAGCCUCUAUGUGCCAUAUGUGACGAACAUGAUGUACCAAGAGGCCCUUCUCAACCAGCUGCUGCAGCAGAACAGAGACUUUCUGCAUUCAAUCAAGAAGCUUGAGAGUGACCCAGUGUGUCAAAGACAGAGCCUCAAGUCAUUCCUUGUACUUCCCUUCCAGAGAAUUACUCGCAUUAAACUCAUCCUAGAGAGCAUCCUGAAACUGACUGAGUCAGGCUCCGACUCCAUUUUAAAUCUCAAAAAGGCAAUAGAAGCCAUUCAUGAGAUAGUGACAGAGUGCAACAAAGGGGUCAGAAAGAUGAAACAAAUUGAGGAGCUGGUCUGCAUCGAAAUGCUGCUGGAUUUUGGCAAAGUUAAGUCUGUUCCUCUGGUCGUGAGCGAGCGUUUUCUGGUGCGCCAGGGUCCCGUGAGACAGCUGACUGCGAAGGCCACUUACAGCUCAAGAGUGCCUUUCAUCAGCGUCUACCUCCACCUCUUCAACGACCUUUUGAUCAUCUCCUCCAAAAAGGAUCAGAGGUUCACAGUUUUGGAUUAUGCUAAAUUCCCCACACAUGUCCACCUGGAGCAUCUGAAGACUGAGGUCCUGGGUGUCCCCCCAGACUCCUUCCUGUUACGUCUCUCUCAAAGUCAAACCGGACGUCCGACCGCCAUGAUACUUGUUACACACACAAGGUCAGAUAAAGAGGCGUGGGUGACGGCGCUCUCGUCUAAACCAUGAGAAAACGAGAACAUGAUUCUAAGAUUUAGAUUUUAUACAUCAAACUUUAACCGUUUUAACUUGCACAUUAGUAAAAUAAACAUUUGAUAAGUUGUUCACUCUUUAAAGUUUAUCUUAACUUGACUGCACUUAAUAAUGUUAAUAACACGAAGCAUUCAAACAUACACUGAACUCGUC
Morone saxatilis (striped sea-bass) is the source of this 1286-nucleotide messenger RNA. RefSeq names its product ephexin-1. The record is from RefSeq and is a predicted model, not a curated record. Gene Ontology annotation, biological process: activation of GTPase activity. The transcript is spliced from 9 exons. Gene Ontology annotation, molecular function: guanyl-nucleotide exchange factor activity. Bases 141 to 1109 code for a protein of 322 amino acids. Gene Ontology annotation, cellular component: nucleus; cytoplasm. NCBI's taxonomy places the organism in Eukaryota, Metazoa, Chordata, Actinopteri, Moronidae.